AUGAACAGAAUCGCCCUUAGACAAACCAAGCUUUUCGCUGCAUCAGUACCCAGAGUUAGAGCCAUGUCGUCUCAGAACCCCAUCCACAACGCUGCCGAGGCCGCCGGCCAAAUGAAGGACACCAGCCCCUCCAAGCCUAGCGUCAUCUCCUCAGAGGGCGCCAUUGGCAAGCAAUUCAACCCUGACGGUAACAUCGGCCAGAUUGGUGAAGCAGUUGGCGGCCCUUUCUCAAAGGACGGUGUCAUUGGAAGUCAGUUUGAUGCAAGCAAGGGAGGCAUUGCAGGCACGGUGGAAAAAGCCGUAGAUGGCCCCCGAAACCCGGCGAAGAAAUAG
Colletotrichum costaricense is the source of this 333-nucleotide messenger RNA. RefSeq lists its product as uncharacterized. Bases 1 to 333 code for a protein of 110 amino acids. The transcript is spliced from 2 exons. The record is from RefSeq and is a predicted model, not a curated record. NCBI's taxonomy places the organism in Eukaryota, Fungi, Ascomycota, Sordariomycetes, Glomerellales, Glomerellaceae.